AUGGUGAUUUUAUUAUCUCUAUGGCUUGCUAAAGGCAUAGACCCUAUAUGCAGUGCAUCACAGUGCCCAGACAUAAGAGUAAUUUUAAAAUAGAAAGGGAAUCAUAAAUGUGAUCCUGAAUGCAUGACCUCAUACUGCAAUUAUGACAGCUUGCUUAUAUUUGAUGGACAAACUGUCAAAGAAAGCUCUGAUUGUUAUGAGAAUUGCCUUAAUUUUGGCAGCUGUGACCCAAAAAAGCUUGGAAAUGGGAUAUGCGACGAUUCUUGUAAUACUCAAAACUGUGGGUUUGAUUGAGGAGAUUGCACUUGCGCUCCAGGCUGUUUAAAUUCUAUGCUGGGAGAUGAUAAAUGUGAUGAAGCCUGCGAUAAUUGAGACUGUGAUCUCGAUAAUCAUGAUUGCGGAGCAUGUGCUGAUGGAUGCUUUCCAACUAUGCUUGGAAAUGGCAUAUGUGAUCCUGAGUGUGAUAAUGAGGACUGUCUUUAUGACUAUAAGGACUGUCAAUGUGCAGAAGAUUGCUUAUGGGAAGAUUAUGGAAAAUGUAUAGUCUGAACAACCUUAUGAUCUUGCUUUCCCAAAUUUUUGAGGAAUUAUGUAGUUUAUUAGGUGAUUUUCAAAGUGAAUUAAUAAACUGAUAUAGAGAUUCUAAUUUGCUGACAUAAGUUGGAAGUCAACUCUCCCAGCUUCUCGAGGACUAAAAAUAAAUUAGACCCAUAAGGCGUUUUAUAGUAUAAGCCAGAAUGCAUGAUAGCAAACUGCAACUAUGAUAAUUUAGCCCCGGUUAGGUUUUAUUGUUGUUCCUGUGGUUGGAAAGAGUUAGCCUAGCAGCGCCUUCUGGAUCUGAAGAAAAAAUUCACCGCGAUAUCAGGCCUGUUCAGGUCUUUUUCCUGUAGCUGCUGAGGGCGGCACCCACACAACCCCUUAUACUCUAGCUUUUCCUCUCUGGAUCAACUACUCCAAUGGCGCUUGAUGCAGGGCCACAGAAGUCUAUAGUCCGCCCUCUCAACACUAUAGCUUUUGGCAAGGAGAAAAGAGAAGGUAGUAUUGAUGCUUUUCUUGCUUGUGAAGCCAUACUUGACCGAUCAAGUGUUUGAUAGAGGAUGCCGCAAAGCAAAAGUCCUUGGCAACUGCGAACCAAUACAGCCAAGCCCAUCUUUUAAUUAAGAUUAAGAUAAUCUAGCCCAAUAUCCAAAUAAUCAAUGCCAAAAUAUUUCUUUGGCAAUAUUUUCUUCUUAUCAACAAAUUAUUCGUCAAAAUUUUUCAUAUGUCGUUCAUCUUGAAGACUGUUAUGAAGCUUCAAAUUACGAAUGCACUUUAGAAAAAGCAUUAAAAUUUAGUUAUGAAAAUUGAUAUGAAGAAUGUAAUUAUCUUGAAUGCAAUUAUGGAAAUGGAUAUCAAGGCGAAUAUUUCGAUUAUUGUGCUCGCUUCUACAAUGAUCCAUAUCACACCGGAUGCUUAUCUUGCCCCAAUUUUAUUGAGGUCCCAUAUCUUGCUUUAUUAGAUUGAAGUUGCCAAAGUAGAGUACUUUUAGAAUGAAGCCCAUCUGUAUUUCCAGACACAUCUUAUGUAAUUGUGCCUUUCAAUGAUACCUCCACAUCUAAAAAUCCUCACAUUUAUUUCAUAUGCCCAAAUGCACACUCAAAUCCUGAAAGUGGGGAUGGAACUUAUUCUUCUCCUUUUCAAUCUCUUUUUUAUGCUCUAUACAAUAUUAAAUACAAAAACUCAAUUGUCUAUUUAUUAGAUUGCGAUGGUUAUAACUUAACAUCAUAUCUAACGAUGAUAUCAAAUGCAAAUAUAUAUGUCAAUAGAGAAGUCGCAUUUGCGGGGAAACAUGUUAAAUUUACCACCCUGAAUAACUCAAAAAUAACUAUACAAAGAGUAAUAAAUGAUCUAGAUAGCGUAGAUCACUGGGGUUUUGGUUUUCUUUUUGAAAAUGCUUUAAGCAUUGAGAUAAAUAAUGUAAUUUUUGAUUGAAAAAAUACUGUUAGCGCUUGCAAGGAUGACACUUAUUGUGAUUAUUGCCCUUUUGUGAGAUAUGAAUUAAAAGAGAAUUAUUACUUUAAUGACAGAGGAGAAAUUAUAAAUGAUUUUCUGUCACCUAACUGAUGCGAGCUUAAUAAAGAUCAGAUAUUUAUGCAAAUCACAUCAAGUAAUUUAUUACUGAGAAAUGUCACUUUUGCUAACUUUAGGACUGACUUUGACUCUAUUUUCUUUAUAAAUGGAGAUUCAAAUGUAACAUUUUAUGAUGUUACUUUUGACAAUAUUAAGGUUAAUGAUGAUUAUGAGUCCUGGGUAAUAAGAUGGGAUGGCAAUAGCUAUGGGAAUUUUAAAUUUGAAAAUGGAAAGGUAAGCAGACUAAAUAAUGGGUUUGAACUAUAUGAUCCUAUUAAUACUAAGGGUUUUUUAAAUGCUACUGGCAUCAACUCAAUAGUUUUUAGAAAUGUUGAAUUUCGAAACAAUGCUGUAUUUAAGCAAUCUGUAAGUGGACAUAAUAUUGCCUCAUUGAUUUUUUUAAACUUAUUUCAAGCCUUUUGAAUUGACUCUUGCAGCUUUUUAUAUAAUUUGUGCGAUUAUGGAAUAAUAUAUAUUCAGGAGCAAUUAAGCAACUUUCCAAUAGAAAUUGACAAUGACAGGUGGCUAAGCAUAAAUGACACCUAG
Messenger RNA from Blepharisma stoltei, 2655 nucleotides. The record is from the annotation of a GenBank genome assembly. NCBI's taxonomy places the organism in Eukaryota, Ciliophora, Heterotrichea, Heterotrichida, Blepharismidae.